Molecule: messenger RNA, 2059 nt
Organism: Prosopis cineraria
Lineage: Eukaryota; Viridiplantae; Streptophyta; Magnoliopsida; Fabales; Fabaceae
Product: probable galacturonosyltransferase-like 4
Exons: 1
Coding region: 919-1767 (282 amino acids)
Cellular component (GO): Golgi apparatus
Molecular function (GO): glycosyltransferase activity
Source: RefSeq, a predicted model, not a curated record
GGAUGGGUACGUUCUUUUACUUCCUGCUGGAUUGCGCGGUAACGUCUUAAAUGGAAGAAAGCUAGUAUAUGUAGAUCUGAUGAAAAUGCUGGGAAAAAAUUUACAGGUCAAUCUGAUACCGAAGACUUGAUUGAAGCUUAAAACGUAUGGUUUAAGAAAGGGUCCGUUAGUAGGUCAUUUAACUUCAGAUUCGAGUGUUUAUCGCAAUAAAAUACGUGAAUGCCAUUUUGGUUGAUUUUCUUAUACCCGACCAGGCUAUAACCAAUAAUGUAUGACUUGUAAUGUCUCUUGGUGCAGUUUCUUUCUUAACAUCAAACGGCCAUUAAAAAAAAAAAAAACCAAGACUAUAGCUAUAUGCGUUUUUUCUUAAACAAAAAAAGCCUACAAAUUUAGGGAGUUCAUUGUAUACAGUUAAACGCACAAUCCAGGCAAGAAAUGUAAAAUAAAAACUGAAUCUUCCACUGGAAAGCAUAUAGCAAGGAAAUGGACACUGUUUGAACAAAGAUAUAGCGAGGAUGACAACAAAUUGAAAUUACUGAAACCUUGUCUGGUACCAGAAAGGCUAAAAUUUCUCCGAGGUUUAUUCUCUUCCUCACAAUCUAUUACCAACUACAUAGCUGAUUAACGAUCCAUCAUUCUCUCCUUUCAACAACUCCAAAAACUCCCUCAAAUUAACCACUCUUCCUAAAUCCUACUCACCAUAUGGCUCCCUAGACCCUAACCAUCCCUCCCUCUUCCCCCUAUUAUUGGACAGGACAUGAUGGUCCCUUGCAGCCAGGCGCCACCGCCCCUCGUCGGCCUCGUGUCCUUGCUCCUCAUCCUCACCGCAAGGCCCCCGCCGCCGAAAUCGCGGCCUUUCAAGAAGCUCCGGCGUUUCGCAAUGGAGAGGCGUGUAAGCCCCAGAGGAUCCACAUUGCCAUGACACUGGACUCCAAUUACCUCAGAGGCACCAUGGCCGCCGUGCUCUCCAUGUUAAAACACUCUACGUGUCCCGAAAACAUGGAGUUCCAUUUCCUCUGGGCUAGGUUCCAGCCUCUGGUCUUCUUCACCAUCAAAUCCACCUUCCCUUACCUCAAGUUCAAGAUUUACCGCUUCGAAUCCAACCGGGUACGCGCCAAAAUCUCCCAGUCCAUCCGCCAAGCCUUGGACCAGCCUCUCAACUACGCCAGAAUCUACCUUUCCGACAUUAUCCCGGGCUGCGUCAAGAGGGUCAUCUACCUCGACUCCGAUCUCGUCGUGGUAGAUGACAUAGCCAAGCUCUGGAACGUAAGUUUAGAAGGCAAGGUUGUUGCAGCACCGGAAUACUGCGGCGCGAAUUUCACGAGAUACUUCACGGACGUGUUCUGGGUGGAGCGAGAACUGGCGAGGACAUUCGAGGGUCGUCGUCCCUGUUACUUUAACACGGGGGUGAUGGUGGUGGACGUGGAGAAAUGGAGGGAAGGGAGGUACACGCAGAAGAUGGAGGAGUGGAUGAGAGUGCAGAAGCAGAAGAGGAUCUAUCAUUUGGGAUCUCUGCCUCCAUUUUUGCUGGCGUUGGCUGGGAAUAUAACAGGGAUUGAUCAUAGGUGGAACCAGCAUGGGUUGGGAGGGGACAAUGUUGAAGGCAAGUGCAGGAGCUUGCAUCCUGGGCCUAUAAGCUUGUUGCAUUGGAGUGGAAAAGGGAAGCCAUGGCUGAGAUUGGACGCAAGGAAGCCUUGCCCUGUUGAUCAUCUUUGGGCUCCUUAUGAUCUCUAUCGUUCAUAUGCUCAUUCUUUGGAAGAAUAUUGACUUCUGCAAAUCAAGAGGCAAGGUGAAGCUUUUUGCAGUUUGAUGGAGCUGGGGUUCUUACUAAAUAUAUGACUCGAUUUUUAUCAUGUGAACUGGGUGAAAUUAUCCACUUGGCUUGAGACGUACAUGAAUGAGAAUUGAUGAAAUCCCCUUUGAAUAUCCUUUCCAUGUUGAUGCACAGUAUUUUUCCCCAGCUCGAAUUUAUAGUGCUAUCUAACUGUUGGCUAUGUAAAAUUUUGUAUAUUUGUAACAGAAUUAAUAAAUGCAUAUAUACAUUAUAUUGUUAUUUUAA